CCUCGGCCCGGGAUGCCCCUCGGCUCGCCCCGGGCUCACGUCCCGAUCGCGGCUUGAGUGGCCCAGGGCGGGGAAACCUGGAAGUUUUAGCCUCGCUGCUCCUGAGGCGGAUUAAUUAGCCCGAGAAACAUUAUAUUCAUGCUUAGGUGGAGAAAAGCAGGGCUAGAAUUGGAACCCAAAGCCCAGAAUGGCAGGAGAGGAUGUGGGGGCUCCACCCGAUCACCUCUGGGUUCACCAAGAGGGCAUCUACCGCGACGAAUACCAGCGCACGUGGGUGGCCGUCGUGGAAGAGGAGACGAGUUCCCUAAGGGCACGAGUCCAGCAAGUUCAGGUUCCCUUAGGUGACGCAGCUAGACCAAGUCACCUUCUUACCUCCCAGCUACCUCUCAUGUGGCAACUCUACCCUGAGGAGCGCUACAUGGAUAACAACUCUCGCUUGUGGCAGAUCCAGCAUCAUUUAAUGGUCAGGGGAGUACAGGAGCUGUUGCUUAAGCUUUUGCCUGAUGAUUAACCUGGUGCUGGGAUUCUAGGAAGAUAUGCUCCUCUGUUCUAUUCAGUAUAAGGCAAUCACUUCAUCCACCACUGCAGUGCACCCACCUGUGGGCCUGGGGGGAGGGACUGGGUUGAAAAACUGCUCAAGAACACAGAAGCUUAG
Messenger RNA from Mustela lutreola (European mink), 655 nucleotides. RefSeq names its product mature T cell proliferation 1 (gene MTCP1). The transcript has 5 exons. Gene Ontology annotation, molecular function: protein serine/threonine kinase activator activity. The record is from RefSeq and is a predicted model, not a curated record. Bases 188 to 511 code for a protein of 107 amino acids. Gene Ontology annotation, biological process: positive regulation of peptidyl-serine phosphorylation. Lineage: Eukaryota; Metazoa; Chordata; Mammalia; Carnivora; Mustelidae.